UGGGUCGUGGCUCAGAGUGGCUCAAGCCAUCGAGGAGGGUGGACGUACGAGGGUUGCUGGUGCUGGGUGCUCUUUCUCUCUUGUCAUAUCUAUGGGAAAUUCCUGUUAGUUCAGUCUGAUAGUUUGUGGAACGGAGGGAGACGACUGAAUAUCCUCGCAAGAGCUCACACUAAGUGGGGUGGAGACUAUUGUGGGCUCAUCACUAGAGAAGAUACCUUUUUCCGGUGGUUCAAACGUUAAAGCAUCUUCUGGAGCCCAGUGUGAGCACAGGGGGCUUAUCAGAGCCCGAAGAAUUCGACUAACCAUGGCGUGGAGGAGCGUGACUGUGGUGCUGGUUCUGCUGUCAGCCGGUGCUCAGGUGUUGGGCGAGGAUGGUGAUGGUGGCGGGUGCGUGUGGUAUGGAGAGUGUGGCAGGAACCCAGAGGCACUCUCACAUGGCACAGCCAACUGCCCCUACAGCGGGGGCCCCAAGCCCCUCGACCCCAUUGCCGAGGCCACACUCGCUUCCGUCUGUCCCGAGUUUGUCGCAGAUAUAUCUUCUGUUGACCCAAGUGCCAACCUAAGCACGUGUUGCGAUGCGGCUCAGGUGACAGCAAUGGUCACACAGAUGGUACUGGGCCAAGGUCUACUCCAGCGAUGUCCAACGUGCGUGAGGAACUUCCGUCUGAUCUACUGCUACAUGACAUGUAGUCCUCGCCAGAUUGACUUCAUGUUUCCCAAAAAUACAUCCCAUGCCCUAUUCACAAAUAAGACGAUCAUCACCGAUCUUGAAGUACACGUUACCCCCGAGUUUAUAGAUGGUGUGUAUUCCUCGUGUAAAGACGUUGCCAUGCCAUCAACCAAUGAGAAAGCAUUGUCAAUAAUGUGUGGCAUAUGGGGAGAAUACUACUGCACUGGUCAACGCUGGUUUGAGUACAUGGGAUCAGUCUCCAAUGGUUAUGCCCCAUUUCAAAUAGACUAUGUAUAUGAAGAGAGUUCUAAUACAACAUUUAAGCCUUUCAACCAGACUAUCAUCCCCUGCAACAUGGGAGCAUCUAAUGACUCUCGAGCGUGUAGCUGCUUGGACUGCAAGGCAUCGUGUCCCCAGCCUUCCCCCCUUCCACCGCCACCACAACCGUUCACCAUAUUUGGUGUUGACGGGCUGGAGGUGGUCAUGGCUCUAGUGUUCCUGCUCAUUGCAUCAACAUUUACUGUGGUUUAUAUAUGUCUUUCAUGCCGCUCUCGAAGUGUCGAUAUUGCAGUUGACACCCCUACUGGACCAUCAUGGGCAGAAGUUCCUAACUGUUUGGAAAAAGCUGGAUCAUGGAUUGAUGAUGUAUUAGAGAAGUUCUUCACAGCAUGGGGCACUGUGUGUGCCGAACAUCCUUGGACUGUGCUCAUAGUGGGAUUGCUUGUAUCAAUUGGGUUGUCUGUUGGUAUCAUCUUCCUGCGUGUGACCACAGAUCCUGUUGAACUUUGGGCUGCCCCUAAUUCUAGAUCACGUAUUGAAAAGGAAUUCUUUGACAAGAAUUUUGAGCCCUUUUAUCGUACAGAGAUGCUCAUUAUUCGUCCAGUUGGAGUAGAAACGGUUUCCCAUGAAACCCCUGAUGGACUGGAGGUAUGGGGCCCAGUGUUCAACAAGACCUUCCUCUCUGAAGUCCUUCACCUUCAGAACUACAUUACUAAUGAGCUAUCUGGCACAUCUGAAAAGGAAGAAGUCCACCUGGAGGACAUCUGCUUCAAGCCACUCUCCCCCACAAACGGCAACUGCACCAUCCAGAGUGUCCUGAAUUAUUUCCAGAAUAGUGAAACCAAUUUGAAUAUUUCCAUGAAAGAUGAGUUUGGCCAUGAUAUUAACUAUCUUAACCACCUGGAUACGUGCUUCAGGAAUCCUAUCUCGCCUUUAGAUCCUCACCUUCAAAUUCCUUGUCUUGGGAAAUAUGGAGGUCCCGUUUUUCCCUACACUACCCUAGGAGGAUUCCUGAAUGGCUCUCAGGUCCUUGGAGCCAAUCCACCCUACAAGAAUGCUACAGCUUUGGUUAUCGUUUUGGUUGUCAAUAAUUUCUAUGAUAAGGCGAAGAUAGAGAAGGCAAUGGCAUGGGAGGAAGCUUUCCUCACGUAUAUGAAGAACUACACUCAUCCGAUGAUGGACAUAGCGUUCUCUGCAGAGCGAGCAAUCCAGGAUGAACUGAAGCGCGAGAGUGAGGGAGACGUGCUAACCAUCCUCAUCUCUUACUGCAUCAUGUUUGCCUACAUUGCCCUGGCACUUGGGGAGUUUACCAGUUGCAGCCGCCUGCUAGUGGACUCAAAGAUCACGCUCGGCCUUGGUGGUGUGGUCAUUGUCCUCAUCUCGGUCUCCUCGUCUAUUGGUAUUUAUGGAUAUAUUGGUGUCCCUGCAACGCUCAUCAUCAUCGAAGUCAUCCCAUUUUUAGUUUUGGCUGUUGGAGUUGACAACAUGUUCAUCUUGGUUCAAACGUAUCAGCGAGAAUCUCGUCGUCCCACAGAAUCACGAUCGGAACACAUUGGUCGUGUUGUCGGACAAGUUGCUCCAACCAUCCUCCUUGCUUCCUGUUCAGAGGCCGCUUGCUUCUUUUUAGGAGCAUUGUCUGGCAUGCCUGCUGUACACGCCUUUGCUCUCUACGCUGGAUUAGCUCUCUCAAUUGAUUUCAUCCUUCAAGUGACAUGUUUUGUGUCUCUGGUAGCUCUGGAUGCUAAACGGCAGGAGGAGAACAGAUUUGAUAUUUUGUGCUGUAUCCGAGGCUCCGGCAAAGAAGGAACAUUAGAGGAAGGCCCGCUACAGAAGCUAUUCAAGCAUGUGUACGCCCCCACUCUGCUCUCCCGUAUUGUUCGACCUAUCGUUAUGAUUGUGUUUGCUGGGUGGCUCUGCUCCAGUAUUGCUGUCUUACCAAAGAUUGAGAUUGGUCUUGACCAAGAGCUUUCCAUGCCUGAUGACUCUUACCUUCAGAAGUAUUUUGAGUAUCUGGCAACGUACCUCAGUGUGGGGCCACCUGUGUACUUCGUCCUCAAGGGCGGCCUCAACUUCAGCAGCUUCUCGGAACAAAACAAAAUCUGUGGCACUGUUGACUGUAAUCUAGACAGCCUUGCAACGCAAGUGUACAUAUCUUCUCUUCUAUCUAAUAGAACUUUUAUUGCCCAACCAGCAUCAUCGUGGUUGGAUGAUUACAUGGACUGGUCUCUGUAUAACAUGCAGCAGGAAAGCAUUGAUGCCCCGUGUUGUCGUGUCAAGGCUGAUGGCUCCUUCUGUCCAGCCACUGAAUUUAACCCAAAGUGUCAAAAUUGUGACAUAAACGUUAUGGAGGAUGGAAUGCGACCUGAUCCGGCUUCUUUUAUGCAGUAUCUACCAUUUUUCCUAGAAGAUAUACCCUCGGAGCUGUGCCCCAAGGCCGGCCAUGCUGCAUAUGGCCAAGCUGUUAACAUUGUCACAGAUGGUCAAAAUAAGACGAGUGUUGGAGCAAGUUACUUCAUGACGUACCACACCAUUCUGAAGACGUCAAGUGACUAUUACAUGGCGCUAGAAUGGUCAAGAAACAUUACCAAGAACAUCACGGCAGCGAUAAACACGGGCUUGAAGGAGCCUCUGUAUGAAGUGUUCCCUUAUAGCGUAUUUUACGUGUUCUACGAGCAGUACCUGACUAUGUGGGAAGACGUCUUGACGUCCCUGGGCAUUUCUAUUGUGACAGUGCUCUUGGUGAGCAUCCUUCUCUCUGGUCUUGAUGUGGCAUCAUCUUUAAUAGUAAUUACCACCAUCAUAAUGAUUCUCAUCGACCUUGGGGGACUCAUGUACUGGUGGGGGGUGUCCCUCAAUGCAGUCUCGCUGGUCAACCUUGUUAUGGCUGUGGGUAUAUCGGUGGAGUUUUGUAGUCACAUUACUCAUGCAUUCUCCCUGUCCAUGGAGGAAACAAGGCUGCUGAGAGCGAAGGAGGCCCUUGUCACUAUGGGCAGCUCGGUAUUAUCUGGCAUCACAUUCACCAAGUUUGGAGGCAUCAUUGUCUUAGCCUUCGCUCAUUCGAAAAUCUUCAAAGUGUUCUACUUCCGCAUGUAUCUUGGCAUCGUGUUGUUUGGGGCGGCGCACGGUUUGAUAUUCCUGCCAGUCAUGCUCAGCUUUUGUGGCUCGGCAGCCAAUCGUGCGCGACGACAGAAGAAGGCAGAGUUGGAAAUUGAACAUCACGAGCAGGAGCGCCGUUGGGUCAAGAAAGCACCGGCAGGAAUUUAGCUCUAUGCCCAGGAACUGCUUUAAUUUAGCCCUGAAUUGGUGGCCAAGGUCAAAUAGGUGCCGUAUACAGAAGCGUCAAUGGAGUCGUAUUGCUGAAAGCUUCCAUGGAUCCAUGUCCAUGAACGAGGAAGUGCCCGACCUUCCCCAACCAGUCAAUGUUUCUGUUGUAGACACUCACAUC
Molecule: messenger RNA, 4394 nt
Organism: Procambarus clarkii (red swamp crayfish)
Lineage: Eukaryota; Metazoa; Arthropoda; Malacostraca; Decapoda; Cambaridae
Product: Niemann-Pick type C-1a
Biological process (GO): intestinal cholesterol absorption; cholesterol homeostasis
Cellular component (GO): plasma membrane
Molecular function (GO): cholesterol binding; lipid carrier activity
Source: RefSeq, a predicted model, not a curated record